AUGCCACCAAGGAGAAUCAGAAAGCUGGGUGGAUCCACAGAUGAAAGUGUCAACUGGUUGAACAAUCCUACUCAAGGAGCAAGGAGCCUACCCGAUCCAAAAAAGCGCCGUGUCACGAAUGAGACUGCCGAGUACGACCUCCCCGUCUCCCCAGAACAGCUUCAAAGACAAGCCCAGAACGAGAGAAAUCUGAGAAGUCGUCGCAGAACCGCGCGACGCGAGCCAUCCCAGGACAUAUCUACCAGCGAGGAUCAAGAGGAGGAGGAAGACCCUAGCGAUGCCGAAUCAGAGUCAGACAUCGAACUGCCCGAUGCAAAUGACGCGCCUACCCCAACUGUGGUUAUCCGCAACGUCAGGCAGGAAGAGGUGAACCCAGAUGAUGGUCAGCAAGUUUUGGAAAACGAGAAUGAAGCAGAUCCAUUACCGGGGCCAAUUGAAUUGUUUACAACGGAGGACGAAGACACUGCCAUCGAUGAUGCUGUGAACGGUGACGGAAACCAAGUCGAUGAUCUAGCUAGCGCCACCGAGGUUCAAAUCAAUACUGGGUCUCCAGGUCUUGGGUAUGACGCUGGAUCUGAUGCUAGACCCAACACAGGAUCAUUGGAAAAAGACGAAGAUAUGACAAUCAAUGAUCUCGCAACUGGCACCGAAACUCAUUACAGAAACGAGUCCCCAGGCGCCGAUGCACUCGACCCUGAAUUUGAAGCUGAUUCGGACAACGAGUCAUCCGCUGAACCCCAAACCUCCGCCGAUUCUACGUCAAAACCUCGCUCUGCUGGCGAAAUACAGAUUCCAGAGAGCUCGGUGCAAACACGACUCGAGCACCCACAACCAAUCCACAAGCCGAGCAACACUUCUCAGUCUUCACAGAUCCAUUCAGCACAACCCUCAAGGAUAGCAGAAUCGCUAGGCCCAACAACACAGCCGUCCUCAAAUGGAGGACAUACGCGCCCUUCCCAUGAGAUCUUCACAUGGCUGGCCAGCACCAUCGAGGAAUCUGGCUUCAAGCGUACUUGGGACGUCCUCCACGAGACAAGAAGAACCUCAAAACAAAAAGCCGAUCCGCCCAUGAGAGAACGAUUUGCGCAUAUCAGACGGAUGAACACGCGGAUGCAAGGCCUCUAUGAGGAAUUGACCCAGAGUAACACCCCGACUACUGCGAUGAGAGAUCUUCGGGGGAGCAGUUGGAUCAUUUUCCAAGAGGCCCGAGACGAGCCAUCAAAGGGUGGCGCCUUGGUGAAUCAAGUGGAGGCUCACGUCAUACCCUGGUUGAUCGAACUGGUGUACUUCGGCUUCCAGGCCUGGAAGACCUGGAACGAAAAAGGCAAAGUAAAUUGGCUGAGGCGGCAUUUCCGCAUAAGUCUCGACCUGCUUUGGGGAAGUAGCUACAAGAUCGCGAGUUAUUCUGAUGUGACCUACGGGGAACGCAACGUUCCCACCCCGCUCAGGGGUUUGAUGUCAGCCGUGAAGGCCAUCAAAGAUGCACUCAACAAUGGCCGAUUGCGUGAGCUCGGUGGAAUACGUUCCAAACCACCAUACCGGCACUUUGAGCUCACAGAGGUGACGGAUAACAUCUCCCUUGAGCCAUGGAGUCGAGACGAGAAAGAUGCUCUCCGAAAAGCAUUCGAGAGUGCGGUUGUCAAUGGCUUCAAGGGUGAUUAUGUUUACAUUGAUAUCAAAUGUGGCCUUCCGUAUGGGGAUACUCUCUCCGAUCGCCUCUUCCGACAAGUCAAAGAGCAAGCUGUGAAACUGGGACUGGUUGAGGAGUAA
Molecule: messenger RNA, 1770 nt
Organism: Penicillium brevicompactum
Lineage: Eukaryota; Fungi; Ascomycota; Eurotiomycetes; Eurotiales; Aspergillaceae
Exons: 3
Coding region: 1-1770 (589 amino acids)
Source: RefSeq, a predicted model, not a curated record